AUGACUUACAAGGAGGUGACAUUAAUAACUCAACUCCACGGAACAUAUCGCUGUGCCACCACUGUUCUUGUGCGUACGGUGCCGAGGAAGACAAUUUCUCAUGUAGUAUCUGCUAGGGCGUCAUUCAAGCAGCGCGGAGACAGCAGUUCCAGGGGCGGGAGUUGCGUUGAAAAGGGUGACACCCCCACUAAAGGGGUUGGAGCCAACGGAUCCCCUGCUUCUGUAUCGACCUUGUCAAGCGAAGGGCUUCGUUGCUCCUUGUGGUUGGCGCGGAGCGACGGAGAUAUUGAAAUUCGAUCCUCAGCUGUGCCGAAUAGUGUCUUGGAGCUUGUGCCCCACAAAGAGAGGACUGUAGUGACGUCACUGCUUCAAAUUUCUCACAAUUGUGUGGUUGCCGCUCUCUCAGACGGAGUACUUCGGGUGAUAGAUGCGGUUUCCCUGCAAGACCGCCAGAGCAUGCGUGCGCACAAGUCAGCCAUCACGUGUAUGCUGCCUGUGACCUUGACAAAGGUCCAACGUUCGCAAGAAGAGACCCAAUUCACUCGCAUUUCUGCCUUUGUAACCGCGUCCUCAGAUUUUACAAUUGCAACGUGGGAUAGCGUAACACUGGGGUGUCUUCGUCGAAUGAAGGGCCAUUCCUGCGGGGUCACGGCGUUGGCGGUAACUGUAAGUGGGGCAUUCCUGUUUAGUGGGGGUGAGGACGGUUCGCUGCGGAUGUGGUCUUUGGUAGAAGGCGUCCAGGUGGUUGGCAAGUCCACUAGCCAUAAGAGUACAAAAAAGGCGACAAAGCGGAAGGGGAUGGCCGUGUCUCUUUCCGAGCACCCACAGCAGGAUGUGAAGAAGAAUAAGGAGCUACUGUUGCCGCUUCAAAAGGGAAGAUAUCACGCUGUAGGACAAACAACAGAUGCUGAAGUUCAUCCCAUACACAGACUUCGUUCACUUUCUGCGCAAACCGCAACUCGAACAGCGGCUACACGAGCGGCCACCCCAUCCACUGGGCGUUUGUGGGUUACCCCAACUAGAAGGAAGGUAUCUGCUGCAGAUGUCGCUGUCUCACCCGCACGCCGUUCUUCCAUGCAGGCCACGGCAAGUACGCUGCGAAAUGCAAGGGCGUUGUGUGCCACUCCGAGGGCUUGCUCGGUGGGGACCAAUAGAAAGGCUUUGCGUACAAUGUCUGCGACUGCGGGAGAACGGAACCCUCGCAAGAGGUUAACAAAAACCAGUAAGUCGAAGCCGACCACCCCGCGUCCAGGUGUCGUGCCCUGUGUCAGUGAGGUGGAGGCCGUCAUGAGCGAAGCAGACGACAAUGACGACGACGACGACGACGACGAAAAAGGUGGGAGUGAUGAGGAUGACAAAUGCAAUGCAGAAGUUUUGGAGAGGGCCCGCCAAAUAUCACGUAUAGAAGAUGGGGAAGGAGCUUCAACAGCAAAAGAGUUGGGUUCCGGGGCAGUGGGCGAGGGUACAACGGCACGAAUGACAUCAAAAGCCAAGAAGAGUCGAAAACAUCGAGAAUUCAAUUUUGGUACAAUCUUGCAACAGUUGGUGGGAAAUACAGUGACGGAUCCUGUCAUUCAGCGCUUGCUUGACAAGCGACAUUCCAGUGGAGGGGGGGAUGAUGCCGUCUUGCUUUGGCCACUUAAGUAUGAACAUCUGCAGAGAAUUACAGGUCUAGCACUUGUACGGGACCGGAUUUUAGUGACCGCGUCUUGCGAUGGUGUGGCUAAGAUGUUUGCUUUACCCGCUGGGCGAAUGUUGUGUACCAUUCAUCGGAGUCGUGCAGCCUUGACAGGCCUUGUUGUGGAUGAACUGCAUUGCCGUCUCUGGAUUGGUAGCGCAGAUGGUUGCGUUGCCGUGUAUGAUGCGCUUCACCCAGAUGCGGGGCAAUUGCACGGCUGGCGAGAUCUUAUUACCCCACGUCCGCAAUUAGUGCCGUUAGUCUCACAUGUCUCACUGGGUCACCUGUACGUGUUUGCCAGGCACGCGGAUAAAAUUUCGUUAGGUCAAUCAAUUUCCACGCAUAAAGACAUGGGUAGUGGCCCGUCGCGGCUGCAUCCAUGGAAGGCUUCUCCCAUCAAGCAUUCUUCUUUACCCGCUGUGUCGUGUGGUAAUAAAGUCUCGAACUCGACCCUCUGGCCAACCCUGACGUGUGUUCGAUUGGAUGAUGAGUAUGGUGGGGUGACGCUGGAUGUGCCCUUGAUGCAGUCGUUAGAUGAGCAAUUUGAGAGUGCACGUAGUUUUUUCCUUGGAAACAGCUUGCGUGAAGGCGUGUUUCGCAGAAUUUUGCGUCGGUCCGUGACAGAGGAAGCUGAGGAGAUACCGGGUUACCUCAAAAAGGAGAAGGCGAAGGCGGCCUCCGCUCUGGAAGUGGCCUCCGCCAAAUUGCUGCUGCAACGUGCUUUCAGUCGAUGGCAGGUAUGGAGAGCCCGACGGGUGGCACGCUACCGACGGCUGCGUAUAAUUCGUUUUUUAGAAAGCCUUCAGCAGGAGCGAAUACUGGGCACGAUGUUCAGACGAUGGAAACUGUUGAGUUUGUCGACGAGGCGCUCCUUGCAUAAUCUGGACAUGGCCCACAUAGAAAAACGUCUACAAUGCGUUUCUUUUUUUGACUCUCGGGAUGAAACCCGUGACGUAGCGAAUAGUGUGCGGGGCCCAGCAAAUGCUCUUGGUGGGGCCGAGCAGAGACGUCUUUUGCAGCGCUACUUCUUCAACUGGCUUCGUUACAUGCGAGAGAUGCGGCGUAGUGUGGUUCAGAGGACAGCCUUCAAUAGACUAUUUUUGUAUUUUUGUGAUGUAACGUUUGGGGAUGGCUUCUUCGUCUGGAGACGAUUAGGGGCCGCAGCCGAGGUAAGGCUGCGCCGCCGCCGUGCCUUUUGCUUGUUGGAAAAAUAUAUGGCUCCCAAUCAAUACAAGUGGCGCAUCCAUUACCUGAGACGAUGGAUGCAGUAUGCUCAAAACCAAAAAGAGGGCCGACAUUCGCUAGUUCUUGUUGAGCCACUCUCUUCUGUAUUGGUGGAUGAAGGCGCGCUGCGAAUACGAUUCUAUCUCAAGUGGUAUCGGUAUGCCCUCUUUGAGGCAAGGCUACUGCGUCUUGAUGAGGAGCGGACGACAAUGCAGCGAGAGUGGAUUGCUGUACAAAAUGCGGUGGACAGCACGGCUUCAGUGGAAGAGCUUUGCCAAGAGAAGGAACACCUGGAGCUGGAGAUUGCGCAGCUGGCAUUUGAGCGAGAUGGGGUGGAGUGCCAUAAUUUGGCUUUGCGCACGGACAUAGAUUACCUGCAGGUGCAGAAGUCUUUGGAUUGCCUCCUUUCUGGUUAUCGCGAUUCCUUGGAGUCUCUUCACAGGCGAAGAGACUCGGGUUCGGUGUCACGGUGCAAAAUUUCUAGUAACACAAGUCGUGAUGGAAUACUGCCAUUCAUGGAUGAUGACGCCUUCGACGGUGAGUUGGCAACGCUGCGGCAGGUGGGAGCCGUGUUGAGGGCCCUCAAAGCCGCAGGCAUUCGGUGUGGGCGUCACAGGGCUCUUAUUAUGGCAUCGUAUGAGCGGGCGGUACAACUUCCCAUAUUUGAAUACCUCUUGGAGACUCCUGACUACAACAGCUCCAACAUGUCCGUGUGCUCCACUGGGGGAGAAUCCUCUGUAGUGCGAACUGCCUCUACAGCGCCGGCUGCGGAGGGAAGGUUGUUAACCGAUCCACGACGGGGUUCCGCAGCUUACGCAAACGCACCGCUUUCACUGGCGGGGGAGUUUGAUCGGACCGUGCAGCGGCUUCGGACGAUUAUUGUGAGUGCAGCAAGAUUGACAGGCAUUGACCUCAGCGCGCCCUUCGACCAUGACUCGCUCCUUUCCGUACCGGAGGGCAAUCCAGGACGUGAUGAAGAACCCACGGACUCCGCAUAUUGCACCUCACUGUGCUGGCUAAAAUUUGUUCCACCUACCACACGAACAGAGGCGCUUCCGCUAAUUCUUGAUCUUGUCGCCAUGUUUGACUCCUUUAAGGCCCACAGCGACGCCGAGGUCGAAGGUGCCGGAAGGAAAUUAUCUACACGAGGGGCGCCAAAGGUAAUGCCACUUGCAUUGAGAAGUCUUUGCAAGCCAAAGAACGCCGUCUGGCUUGUGCGUCACGCGGCCGUUCUUUUAGAACUGAUGUUUUCUGGUUUUUGGCAACGACAUUUACAGCUGCAAGCAUUGGCGACGGAGGUGGCGAAGGCUCGGAUGACCAAGAGUGACAAUGGGGCGGUGGAACCCUCAUCUGCAAGGUCAGCAGAGAUAGCGAACACAUCAGAGAAUUUGCGACGGACAAAACCGAGUGGUACGGGCACCACGAGGCCCUGUGAAGGAAAACCAAGAAAAACAUUCAAACAGCCGUUUCCAAACGUGUUCACUGACGAACUUAAAAUUCCGAAGGAACGGCCUCGCUCGAUGUCAUGGACUGCAACAGAGACAGGAAGAACAAACUCAAAAAUGUUGUUAUCAUCAUGUGGUCGUGGCACAGCUCAACGGAAAUUUUUCAUUUACACCGAGGGCUCUUUAACCCCGCGGCCGCAAAAACAUUCUCCUUUCAACGAGGACGACGAUGAGGGACCGCGCACUUAUCUGCCUAUUCCAUUGCCAUCUUCCCACUUGGGUAGGUCAACGCCAAUAAAAGCUGCCUAUGGGUUUCCCACGACACGCCCUUAUCUGGGAUUUCGCGUCGCUGUGGGUCGCGAUGAUACGCAGCACACUACCUUGACCGUGAGCGAAGUCGCUGAAAGCUACAUUUGCGCGACCGAUGGAACUACACGUCAAGGACCUGCCUUUGCCUCCGGUUUACGCGCUGGAGAUCAGUUACUGCGCUUUGCUGGUUACGCAGUGACAGAGCUUGCCGCCUUCAAUGUUGUCGUUGCACGUCAUGUGCGUCCGUGGGCACGAAUUCCAGUGCAUUUCUUAAGAGACAGCCAAAUCAUGACAGCAACCAUCGUCGUUGGAGAAAAAGCCCGAAAUGGGUAA
Molecule: messenger RNA, 4989 nt
Organism: Trypanosoma rangeli
Lineage: Eukaryota; Euglenozoa; Kinetoplastea; Trypanosomatida; Trypanosomatidae
Exons: 1
Coding region: 1-4989 (1662 amino acids)
Biological process (GO): SREBP signaling pathway
Cellular component (GO): endoplasmic reticulum membrane; Golgi membrane
Molecular function (GO): protein binding; sterol binding
Source: RefSeq, a predicted model, not a curated record